Messenger RNA from Microplitis demolitor, 1457 nucleotides. RefSeq names its product kelch domain-containing protein 10 homolog. The record is from RefSeq and is a predicted model, not a curated record. NCBI's taxonomy places the organism in Eukaryota, Metazoa, Arthropoda, Insecta, Hymenoptera, Braconidae. Gene Ontology annotation, biological process: positive regulation of stress-activated MAPK cascade. Gene Ontology annotation, molecular function: protein binding. The coding region runs from base 118 to 1284 and encodes 388 amino acids. The transcript has 3 exons.
UAAACCAAGCCGUUGUUACUUGAUGCUUUUAGCGUGCAAAGUGUAAAUAACCUAAGCAGCUUCAAGUUUCUUCUAUUUCUAUAAAAUAAGAAAAAUUUAUCAACAAUUAUUUGAACAAUGAGUAAAUCUAAAUUUAAUCCAUUUAAAUUUACUGAAUACGUUACUAGAAGUAAAAUAUUACCAAAAUGUCGUACCGAGCCAAUACUUUAUUGCGAUGGGAAAAAUUUCUACAGUUUCAAAAUCAGUUCUCUUGAUUUGAUGGUCUUCAGUUUGGAGACACGACAAUGGAAGUUUAUGAAUCAAGGAAACCGUUUAUUAUUUCCACUGGACAGCAUUCUUGCAGCGGCUUUUCAUCAAAGAAAAUUAAUUAUUCUAACUUUUCAAAAAACUUUACUUUCUCCAGUUGUGACCAGUAAAUUACAUGAAUUUGAUUUGGACACGGAAACUAUGCGCGUAGUUCCAUUAACUGGAGACAUACCAACGCCCAUGUUUCCAGUUAAUUUUAUUUCCCAUGAAAAUUAUUUUUACACAAUCGGAGGUUCUAAGGAUGGCGAAGACUGUGCUGACGUUUACCGGCUUGACACAACUAAUUUGAAAUGGGAGUGUGUUUAUAAAUGUACCGGAAAAGAUCCUAAUGAGCCGUACUUCAGUGGCCAUAAUUUGGUAUUCGAUGGACGACAAAUAUUUCUUCUUCGUCCAGCCGUUGAUCUCCGGACUAUAUUUAUGGGUCGGCCUGUAAUCAACGAAAGCUUUACGAAAAUUCCUGCCUUCGAUUUGAUCAGUCGUAAGUGGAAAAAAUUUGACACUUAUGGAGAUAAAAGACACAAGCCGCGUUUUCCAAAAAAAGAAAGAGACGCAUAUGCAGUUGCGCAGUAUGAUGAUCCGGCAACUGGUGAUACAAGUGUUAUCAUAUCAGGUGGAGAGAAAGAUUAUUAUGUUUACAAUGAUGUUUGGAAGCUGAAUCUCAGGAGUUUUCAAUGGACUUGCUUGGAAAAAUCAGGAACCAUUUUACCAAUUCCUGUUGAUUAUCAUUCAAUGUGUACCACAUCAGAGGGACGGUUGUUUCUCUGCGGUGGAUUUCUUGAUCAAAAUUCGCGAUGUGGUGAAACUUGUACGUCAUGUUCUACUGCAGUAUACUCUGUCUGGAUAACUGUUCCAAAACUUGAAUACUUGGCUUGGAAAACUUUGGAACGUCACUUCCCGAGCCUGGCCGCAUUGUCACGAAAACAAAUUAAAUCUCUCGGGAUUCCAUGGAAAUUCUUCUUAUCAAAAUUUAAAGAAUAAGUUUAUUGUUAAAGUCUAGAAUUUUAAAACCUGAUUAUGAAAAUUCAAAACCUCAAGUAUUAAUGCUGUUACUUAAGAUAAUUUUCAGUAUUUUAUUUAUUUAAUUUUGUUGUUAAUCAUAAUCUUGUUAUUUUUAGAAACUUAUCAACUCUAUUUGUUAUUUAAUCAUAAUA